CCUAACCAUAUCAAAUAUGUGCAUAGAUAUUCAAUAGCAGCAAGUGAUAAGCGUGUUGUGCUCAAGAGCCACGUACAGCGAAAUGCAAAAGCAAAUAAUAUGCCAUAUUUAUUUUGUAAAACUCUCAAGUUACACAAACAAAGCAGCGUAGAAAAUUACCCUUACGCUCAUUGGUCCUUAAAACGAUCGUUCCUUCAACAAGGGUUGUUCUACGCAGGCGCAAAGGUAUAAAUAGUCAGCGUGGCAAGGAGCAGAACAUCAUUCGUAGUCUUGCACACAAGCGAGCAACUUAACUCCAAAGUCAAACAGCAAGUUAAAUUCUUUUCUAAAAACGUAAAACCGAAAUCAACGCAUCAAUAAAAAUGUCUUACGCUAAACUCGUGAACACUUGCAACGCCAGCACUUUGGCUGAGCAAAGCAUCAACAAACCUAACUACACACCAGGCAAGGCGCUGAAGAAGGCAUUCAAGUUACUAAAAAGCGUUUUCAAGUCAACAACAGUCAGCAAAGCAGAUAACAACAACAACGUAAAGCAGCAAAUCACAGACACAAAACCACAAGCGACAACUGAUGUGCCUCAAGCAGUAACCGAGCAGCAGCAACAGACCCACGAAGACGAAGCAUCCACACUCAACGUUAGCAUACUAACCACUUGUUCAACACUCAGCGCAGAGGAGUCCGAGAACGAAUUAAACGAGUUAGCUGAGUUGGCGACUAUAAACCAAUCGAUCACUGAUGAGUAAACCGCUGAAGUUGGUUACGACGCUGAACUGAUAUUCGUGGAUGUUGCUGCAUUCUUUUAGCAAGCCGCUGGUUCCUUCUAGGACCUGGUGCGUCCUUAAACCGCACCGCUUACAAUUUCACAACGAACGCUUUAUAUUCUCGGAGCUUUAAUAGUUUAUGUAUAGCCAAGCGUAUAUAUGUAUGUGUGUGAUGCAGUCGAACUGCCAAGCUUUGUUCUCGAUGUGCCCUCGCCCUUAAUUGUUCUACAUAACCACUAACACAUAUGUGUUUAACUCUUUGUGAGUGGAUGUGUAGACUGGCUAUUAACAUAAUAUCGAUGAACCACUGAAAGCUUUAAUUGUAUUUUAUCAUUUGUCUUCCAAAUAGUUUUAAGUCAGUAUAAGAGAACAUGUAUUUUUUCUGAUAAUUUUUUAUAAACAAUUUUUUUAUAAAACUGAAAUUUGUUGCUUGUUUCUUUGCUCUUUGGUAUAAUCUUCAGUUUUUACAUCUUGUUGCAACGCCUUUAGAGGUUUUAGGUUAAAUCAGUUACAAUGAGAAAAUUAUAUGAAAAUUCGGGAUGUCUGUCUUUGAGUUUUGAUUUCAGAUUAUUUUCGCUAUCCACUGACAGCAAAUGUAUGAAAACUUCUACUUAGCGUUUGCUUCAAAUAUACUUUUUUGUCGUAAAAAUAUAUUUUUUUAAAUAAGUAUCGCAUGUCCUUUCUAAUACCAUUUGAAAGACGUGUACAAAGUUCCACAAUAAACGGUUAAGAGAUUUCGGCUUGAAAGCGUUACAAACAAACUUUUGUAC
Bactrocera oleae (olive fruit fly) is the source of this 1531-nucleotide messenger RNA. Lineage: Eukaryota; Metazoa; Arthropoda; Insecta; Diptera; Tephritidae. The record is from RefSeq and is a predicted model, not a curated record.